AGUUGGGAACAGUUGUCGGGUAUUCGGUUCGCUUCGAAGACAUGACUUCAUCGCAAACUAAGAUCAAGUACUUGACUGACGGAACACUUCUUCGCGAAGCCAUUAGUGAUCCACUUCUUCACAAAUACAAAGUCAUUAUCUUAGACGAAGCCCACGAACGCACUGUUCAAACGGAUCUACUCUUAGGUGUGAUUAAAAAAGCGCAACGACUCCGAAACCAACAGCACAUCCCUGUUCUCAAAGUGAUCAUAAUGUCUGCGACCAUCGAUUGCGACCAUUUCUCGCAAUACUUCAAUAAAGCGCCCGUUUAUUACAUAAGAGGCCGACAGCACGACAUUCAGAUGAUGUAUUCAAAGGAAAAGCAAAGCGAUUAUAUGAACGCCGCUCUCAUUACUGUCUUUCAAAUCUACCAAAACCAAGACGAGGGAGAUAUUUUGGUAUUUAGUACCGGAGAGGAAGAAAUUGAGUCAAUGAUUCGUUCUGUCAACGAAACGAUUCCUCUUUUGCCAUUAGAAUCUCAGAAAUUGAAAGCCCUUCCACUCUAUGCAGCCCUUCCUCUAUCUCAUCAGCAAAGAGUCUUCAAAACACUC
Molecule: messenger RNA, 590 nt
Organism: Medioppia subpectinata
Lineage: Eukaryota; Metazoa; Arthropoda; Arachnida; Sarcoptiformes; Oppiidae
Source: the annotation of a GenBank genome assembly